Molecule: messenger RNA, 565 nt
Organism: Macadamia integrifolia
Lineage: Eukaryota; Viridiplantae; Streptophyta; Magnoliopsida; Proteales; Proteaceae
Exons: 2
Cellular component (GO): mitochondrial matrix
Source: RefSeq, a predicted model, not a curated record
CACAUCAGCUUGAUUGUUGAUGUCUCGAAGGGAGAGGGUUGCGAUGUUUUGGAGUUCGUGUGCUCGGCAUGGCCGGAUUCCCUGGAGAUUCAGAAAAUUUUCAUGCUUAGACGUGGUGGAAUGCCGGCAAGGCCUUAUGUUGGACCUGAUUUUAAGGAUUUGGACGAUGAGCUUCAGAAUGCUUACCACGAAUUCCUUGAGGAGAGGGGGUUAAACGAUGAGCUUGCUGUUUUCUUGCAUGAGUAUAUGGUGAACAAAGAUAAAACUGAGUUAGUGCGAUGGCUGGGAAACAUAAAAUCUUUUAUUGAGAAGUAGUGAGACUUGAUGGCUGGAAUGUCAAAUCUGUUAUUGAGAAAAAGUGAGAUUUGUUUAUCAAUGCUCCUCUUCUAUCCUCUUUUUGCACCCUUGCCUUCUAUUUUUGAUAUAAAUUUUUUAAAGGAAGUUAACUGCUAUACUUUGUGUGCAAAUCUUACUCUGUACCAGAUGAUUUUUGUGUCUAUGCAUGUAGGCACAUGCACAUGUUGGAUCGUACAUAUAUAGAAAUGAAUUAAUUAUUGAAUGACAA